Molecule: messenger RNA, 3022 nt
Organism: Benincasa hispida (wax gourd)
Lineage: Eukaryota; Viridiplantae; Streptophyta; Magnoliopsida; Cucurbitales; Cucurbitaceae
Source: RefSeq, a predicted model, not a curated record
UAUGAGAUACAUAUAUUAAUUUCCCAUCAAGUCGCUGAUAUCUUUUCUUUGCUUACUGGAACAUCUUUACUCAUAUUACUUAACUUUGCAUUUGCUUUUAUAAGGGUAUCAACUGGUUUGCAGCCCGUCAUACCUGUUUCCUUAAGCAAGUCCAGAGUAUACUUCCGUUGGGAAACUGAAAUUCCUUCUCUCGAUCGAGCUACUUCCAUUCCAAGGAAGUAUCUUAGUUUUCCAAGGUCCUUGAUCUCGAAUUCCUCAGCGAUCUUUGCCUUCAAUCGGUUAAUUUCUGAGAUUAAAGCUAUGAAGGACUUGUACUUUUUUGAAUUGAAAGAAAUGUACCAUAAAAUUCUUCCUAAAGUGCAUCAGUUUGAAAGUCUUCCACAACAACCAAAGAUAGAGCAGCUAAAUAAAUUGAAGGCAUUUAAGGGCAUUUUGGAACGCCUUUUGACAUUCUUACAGGUUUCAAAAAAUAAUAUCACACUUGAAUUGAAAGAUAAGAUAGGCCAUUAUGAGAAGCAGAUUGUUAGUUUUUUAAAUUCCAAUAGGCCAAGGAAUCGAAUCUCUACACUACCGCCGGGACAACAUCCUCCCUCUCACAUGCAAUCCAUACAGCAGUCACAAUCACAGAUGACCCCGUUACAGUCUCCUGAAAAUCAAAUUAAUUCCCAACUGCAUUCUGCAAACAUGCAAGGUUCUGUGGCUCCAGUGCAGCAGAACAAUAUGAACAAUAUGCAGCAUAAUUCUCUUCCAACUUUUUCAGGAUCAGCAGCACAACAAAACAUGACGAUCCCAAUGCAGCCUGGUUCCAGUUUGGAAUCAGGACAAGGUAAUUCACUGAGCUCAUUGCAGCAGGUUGCUGUUGGGUCUUUGCAACAGAAUCCUGCAAACAAUUCCCAACGGGCAAAUAAUAGUUCUUUGCCAUCACAAAAUGGGGUGAACUCUCUGCAGCCAAACAUCAAUUCUCUUCAAUCAAAUCCUAAUAUGCUUCAACAUCAACAUCUGAAACAACAGGAUCCGCAACAGAUGCUGCAAUCGCAACAACAGCUUAAACAACAAAUGCAGCAGAGACUGAAGCAGCAGGUGUUGCAGCACCAGCAACAGCAGCAACAGCAGCAACACCCGCAGCAACAGCAACCACAAUUACAUCAGCAACAGUCACAGCUACAUCAGCAAGGAAAGCAGCAGCUACCCACACAAAUGCAGGCGCACCAAAUGUCACAACUUAAUCAAAUGGAGAUUAGCGAACUGAAAAUGAGACAGGGGCUUGCUGUGAAGCCAGGGAUGUUUCAGCAUGUCCCAACAACUCAGCGCUCAGCUUAUACCCAUCAGCAGAUGAAACCAGGAACUUCAUUUCCUAUUUCUCCGCCAAUCUUUCAAGCUGCAUCCCCUCAAGUCACCCAAAAUUCUUCUCCUCAAGUCGAUCAACAAAGUCUGCUUUCAUCCAUUACUAAGACUGGAACACCUUUGCAAUCUGCAAGCUCCCCUUUUGUUGUACCAUCUCCUUCAACGCCUAUGGCUCCAUCUCCAAUGCCUGGUGAAUCUGAAAAACCCACUUCUGGUGUCUCAACACAUACAAAUGUUGGGAAUGCGGGACAACAAACUAGCGUGUCUGCAACACAAGCCCAAUCUCUUGCCAUUGGCACCCCUGGGAUAUCUGCCUCACCAUUGCUAGCUGAGUUUAGUGGUACAGAGGGCGCUUGUGCCAAUGCAUUACCAACCGUUUCCGGCAAAUCGAGUUUUACAGAGCAGCCUCUUGAACGUUUGAUUAAAGCUGUUAAAUCAAUGUCACCUAAAGCUUUGAUUUCCUCUGUCAAUGGCAUUGGAUCAGUUGUCAGUAUGAUUGAUAGGAUAGCAGGCUCGGCCCCUGGUAAUGGGUCGAGAGCUGCCGUUGGGGAGGAUCUGGUUGCCAUGACAAAAUGUCGGCUGCAAGCAAGAAAUUUUGUUCCCCACGAUGGACCAAAUGGAACCAAAAAGAUGAGACGCCACACGAGUGCAAUGCCCUUAAAUGUUGUUUCAUCAGCUGGCAGCAUAAAUGAUGUUUUUAAACCGUUGACUGGUGCUGAGACAUCUGAUCUUGAGUCAACUGCAACAUCUAGUGCCAAAAGGCCCAGGGUUGAGGCCAAUCAUGUUCUUCUGGAAGAAAUAAGGGAAAUAAACCAGCGUCUUAUUGACACUGUGGUUGUAAUCAGUGAUGAAGUAGUUGAUCCAAGUGCUUUAGCGGCUGCUGCUGAUGGGAGUGAAGGAACAAUUGUCAAGUGUUCUUUUAGUGCUGUGGCUCUCAGUCCCAGCUUAAAAUCCCAGUACACUUCUGCACAAAUGUCUCCAAUUCAGCCUCUUCGGUUACUUGUUCCUACAAAUUAUCCAAAUUGUUCUCCGGUACUCCUAGACAAGUUUCCUGUUGAAGUCAGCAAGGAAUAUGAAGACCUUUCAAUAAAGGCCAAGUCAAGAUUUAGCAUAUCCUUGCGAAACCUUUCACAACCGAUGUCGCUCGGGGACAUAGCAAGAACUUGGGAUGUCUGUGCACGUGCUGUUGUUUCUGAGUAUGCUCAGCAGAGUGGCGGUGGCAGCUUUUGUUCUAAGUAUGGUGCUUGGGAGAACUGUUUGAGCGCUGCGUGAUUCGAAGAAUCCAUCUAUAACGAAUUUCCGCAAAUCAUCUCAAGAAAUUUCUAGCAGGCUGACUGACCAGCCCCACCUGCUUCGGGAAGACGGGCAGUUAACUUAAAUAAUGGUAACAUAUCGUAAUGUAUGUCCCUCUUUAAAACAUGAAGGUUGUUUAUUAAAUACCAUAACAUUGGCAGGAGUAGGCUAAUUGAGUCUUUGUAUUUUGCCACGAUGGAUCUGUUUCGCUUGUGAAAAUCGAUGCCUCUUUCGGUUAUGUAUCUGUAAAUCAUAAAAUGGGGGACUGUAAAAUUGAAACCCUUGAUGUUUAUUGAAUGCAUAAAUGUAUUGUUUGAUAGGAAAAUUCUUCCUUUUAGAUUGUCUCUAUUGAAAAAUACAUGGGGAAUAAAACUUGUGUUGUGCU